CGGUUCGUGCUUUGUUCGUGAUACAUGGACAACUCUCAGAAAAGAAGUGAACUGACAGGACAGUACAGGAGAACACACAAGGCAGGUGAGAGUUCCUUCGAUUGAUAGGAAAAAAAGCAAAGAAAGGUGUCUGAGAUAGAAAUGUCAAUGCCGCGAGUAGAGGAGGACGAUGGGGAACAGCGUCGUCGUCGGAAGCUUGAAGAAGCCCUUGAAGUCAAAUCCCUCAGGCGCAUCAUCAGCGCCUACCUCAACUAUCCAGAUGCUGCAGAAGAAGAUGUCAAAAGAUAUGAAAGAUCUUACAAAAGGCUACCACCUGCCCAUAAGGCUUUACUGUUGCAUUACCCUUUAAAGUUUCAAAGAAUAAGACGGUGUAUUUCUACUAAUUCAUUUUUCAUAUUCAGCAUGCUUCAGGCAUUUGAACCUCCGCUUGAUAUGAGUCAAGAUGUAGAUAUUUGUGAAGACGGGCAUCUUGAAAAUGCUCUGAAUGACCAUUUCUUCUCGGGAGAAAGGAAUGUUAGCUCCUAUCAAUCCACAUCAACAAGUGGAAGCUUGUGUUUCACCAAAUCUGACCAAGCCUGUUUUGGGGAAGAAAGCAAUGCCAUGUGCGAGUCAGUGAAAGGGACAGUUACCAUUGAGGAGAUGAAAAUUGACGGUAAUUGCGACUCGGUUACUGGAAGGCAUCCUCCAGGCUUCAAACAUGAUGAACAGAUAGAUGCAUGUGGUGGAAAUGAGAUCACUAAUUCCAAUGGAAAUGUGUCUUCGUUGUCUCAUGAGUGGUUGGAUCCAUCAUUUCAGUUGAAUGUUCCUUUAGUUGAUGUUGAUAAGGUUCGUUGUAUAGUAAGGAAUCUAGUUAGAGACUGGGCAGCAGAGGGACAGAAGGAACGUGAUCAGUGCUACAAGCCUAUUCUUGAAGAGCUUGAUGUCCUAUUCUGUAAUCGCGAGAAGGACAAUCCUCCUACCUGUUUGGUUCCUGGAGCUGGACUUGGCCGGCUGGCUUUGGAGAUUUCAUGUCUAGGUUUUAUAUGCCAGGGAAAUGAGUUCUCAUACUACAUGAUGAUAUGCUCGAGUUUUAUUCUUAAUCAUUCACAGAGCACUGGAGAGUGGACAAUAUACCCUUGGGUCCACAGCAAUUGCAAUUCACUUUCAGAUAGUGACCAACUUCGUCCUGUUUUAAUACCAGACAUCCAUCCAGCUAGUGCAGGAAUUACAGAAGGCUUUUCCAUGUGUGGCGGUGACUUUGUUGAGGUUUACAGUGAUCCAAGUCAAGUAGGAGUCUGGGAUGUGGUUGUAACCUGUUUCUUUAUUGAUACGGCUCACAACAUUAUUGAAUACAUUGAAAUCAUAUCAAGAAUAUUGAAAGAUGGUGGAGUUUGGAUAAAUAUGGGUCCUCUACUAUAUCACUUUGCAGACAUGUACGGGCAAGAAGAUGAAAUGUCCAUUGAACUAAGUUUGGAAGAUGUGAAGAGGAUAGCAUUGCAUUAUGGAUUUCACUUUGAGAAUGAAAAGACCAUUGAGACAACCUACACUACAAAUCCCAGAUCAAUGAUGCAAAACCGUUACUAUGCUGCUUUUUGGACGAUGAGAAAGAAAACGAUAACAAAGGAGCAACACACGUCAUAGACAUGUCUUCGAAUUAUCAAGUGGAUCGUUUCUACAAGUUCAUGCGAUAUUUAUUGUCAUGUUUUGCAGUACAUGUGAAAGUGGGAAUGAUGCUGAAUUUUAUGCCAUAUCAUAAGCUGUCAUAAGCCUUUUUCUUAAUGCUGAAUAAAACUUUUACUUA
Juglans microcarpa x Juglans regia is the source of this 1780-nucleotide messenger RNA. RefSeq names its product carnosine N-methyltransferase-like. NCBI's taxonomy places the organism in Eukaryota, Viridiplantae, Streptophyta, Magnoliopsida, Fagales, Juglandaceae. Gene Ontology annotation, molecular function: S-adenosylmethionine-dependent methyltransferase activity. The coding region runs from base 142 to 1620 and encodes 492 amino acids. The record is from RefSeq and is a predicted model, not a curated record. The transcript has 18 exons.